AUUAAUUAUUGGAGUUUCCAACUUACAACUUGCCUAGUCUCAGGAGCAGUCGCUCUGGAUUCUACAACAUGCAUUAAAAUUUUCCGCAUUCACGUCAUCCGUUAGUUGGUAGGAACAAUCACUCUGUCUAGCCUCUGAAAUGAAUAAGAAAAUCUAUAUGAUUAAAAGAAAGAGAUUGUUGAGAUAAUAGAGAAAGACUUGAGAAGCCGUCGGGUUGACCCUUUUUUUUAUCACCAAAGGGGAAAAAAAAGACAAAACCAAGCCAAAACUGUAAAUUGUAUUUCAUCUUUUUGGCUGGAUGGAAAUUUGUAUCCAUUUCUAGACUGGGAUUUUAUUUGCCCUGUUUCCGGGAGUUCUAACUUACUGAUUUUGUCCUCAUUUUUUUGCUGAUUUCUUUGUGGGAGGGAGGCCGGUAUAGUGAGAGUGUGAGAGAUGAGCAAUACAGGCGCUUCAACCCAUGAGAUCGGUGAAGAGCACGAGCAGGUUAGUGCCCAAGAGACCAGUGGAGAACACGAAAUGGGUAUCCCCCAAAACCUCUCUGAACAGCACAAUGAAGUAAUGAAAUUGACAGCAACAGAGGUUCAUGCGGAGAAGAUAUUUCACUUGUUAGAAACUAGCAGUGUGUCGAAAAUCAUUCUCACUGGGGAGGCUGGAACAGGGAAAACAUGGAUGGCAAGAAGAAUAUGUAAGUUGUUUCAAGAAAAAAGAAGAAUAUGUAAGUUAGCUGUGGAGAACAAUCAUGAUGAGCCUCUUUGGAUAUCUCUGGAACAAAAGCAUGAUGAGAGCUCUCUUUAUGACACCAUUGCUCGUCAGUUUUCUCUGCCUACUAGUACAGAUGCAAGGGAAGAUACUGGCAAAAAUGAGAAAAAGGAGGGAAGUGUGAAGAGCGUGAAGGAGGAAAUGGAAGAAAAGCUUAAAGCAGCACAGCAGAAAAUGGAAGAAAAGCUUAAAGCAGCACAAGAGUUUAUUCUAAUUGUUUUAGAUGGUCAAGUAGGGACAAUGACUGAGAAUGAUAAAAAAGAAGAGAUGGUCAAUAAAAUAUUAGGCUUGGAAGUCUGUGGCCAGAAUCAUAAGGACAAAUUCAAGAUUCUAAUUACAAGAAGGGAUAAUGAUGGUGGUUGGUCUGAGGGGACGAAGAAGGUUGUUGUUGAACCCCUUUCUGGGAAUGAGGCAUUAAAAUUGCUAAACAAAGAAAUUGUUGUUGAUGAAGUUUUGCAAUUACAAGGCUUCAAAGAGUUAUCUGAGGCAAUUCAAAAAAAGAGCAAGGUUUUGCCUGCUAAUAUCCUCAUGUUAGCGGGAACCUUAAAUUACGUUGCAAAAGAUAACUCUGGGAAUUUGGACCUUGCUUUGGAGGCAGCUGUUAAUGAUCUGAGACAACUUCUGCGUUAUACAUAUGAUAAGGAGCCAGGCAAUUGUAUGAUUGACUGCUUUUGGCAUAGUUGGCAUUUCUUAGGAAAACAUGGUGGUGUUCACUACAAUGAGUUGAUCACUAACUGGAUAAUGGAACGUGAUCUCAAUCCCACCGAUCCAAUUGAGAUGGCUUAUGAGGAAGGACACCAUGUAUUGAUGAAGCUUAUAGAUUAUCACUUGCUCAAAAUGCAAGAGGACAAUGUUGUUGUUCUGGAGGGUGCAACUCUUGAUAUGAAUGAGUAUUGCCGCCGUGGAUAUACUGAGACAGCUGACCCAGGUUUGGCUAGCGUGCUAAAGGAUUAUGACUGGAAAGUUCUUGAAGGAAUCACACCAGCUGAUGGCAUGAUGAAAACACUGUGUAGUGAUAAGAAAGAGGAAAUGAUAUCCUCAUUACUGAUUGAUGGAAGUCGUCUAAGCAGGGAGGUUCAUGAAACUUUCUUUGGGGCCAAGCCAAACCUCAGUAUGCUUGCUAUUUUUUAUCCCAGGCUCAAGUCUUUUGAGGAACUCUCCAUAUCUAAAAUGGAGAAGCUGCUUGUGCUCUUGCUCAGAGGCUCUUACCUGUUGGAGGACAUAAAACAUAUAUCAAAACUCAAAGCCUUAACUGUUCUUGAGAUAUCUGGUUCAACCUAUUUGAAGGAAAUCCCAGAUGAAUUCUUUAAUCAAGUGUCUGGACUUCGAAGCCUUAACUUAUCUGCAGUUGGAAUUAAAUCAUUACCUUCUAGCUUCCCUGAAUUGACUGAACUGCGCAGGCUCAUCCUUAGACAGUGUUCAUCUUUACAAGAACUCCCAAAACUGGUAAAUUUCAGCAAACUUGAGGUAAUUGAUCUUUCUGAAUCCAUAAAUUUGGAAAAGAUCCAAGAAAAGAGCUUCAAGUCAUUUGAAAAACUUCAAUUGAUUAAUUUUUCCGGCACCAAAAUUGAGAAAUUACCUAUUGUUAAGUCUCUUCAAAAUCUAAAAAUACUCUUGUUAAGAGGAUGCCGUCAGUUGGUUGGAAUGCGCAGUCUCAAACAGGUCUCUAGCCUCAAGAUUCUUGAUCUUUCAGGUGCUGUUAAGAUAAGGGAAAUUAUGUAUGAUAGCUUUGAAGGGGCCGACGACCUUAGAGAACUUGAUCUAUCAGAAACGCAAAUACAGUUUUUGCCUUCUGACAUCUGCAACCUUCAGAAACUGAGGUUAAAGGGUUGUUCAUCAUUAAUAGAUCUGCCAGAACUGAAAGGACAUAGUAAUCUUGAGGAACUUGACCUCUCAGGUUGUAAGAGCUUGGUUAAGUUGCCAGACUUGACUGCUCUUCAAAAUUUGAAGAUUCUUGUUCUAAACAAUUGCAGCAAGUUGGAAAGCCUUCCAGAUUUAAAAUCCCUAUCGAAACUUGAGACGCUUGACAUAUGUGGUACUAAGCUUUGGAGCAAAGACGUGGAGGAUUCCUUGACUCGUAUGACUCGGCUCCAGAUUCUGAAGUGAUAAAUAUCACCCUUGAGGAGUGUUUAUCCAUUUCAAAGCUUCACCAACCACUGUAAGAUUUCACUAAAUGAUUGUUUCAGCACCCAACCAAUUUAGGAGCAAUUACAAGAUUUCAUGUUCCGGAUCCUUCUUGAGGAGCUAUUGACUAUUAAGUCACUGCCCUUCCUCGACUGCCAUAGUAUCUUCAUGAGCUUUUGCUGAGAGGUUGUUCAAGCUUACCUAGAGGUCCUUGAUCUUAUGGGAACCAGAAGUUCAAAUUCCCAUAUGAAAAUUCAUGGUUGGCUCAUUUAAAACACCUUCGUCUGUUGGACAAGUUCAAUGAAGAAGUUUGGAGCUGAUCUGGUUACAGAAUAAGCAUUUCAUUUGGACAUCUGCAUCUUGUUGAGUAGGCCAGCUUCCCUGGAAAAGGUUUUUACAUUUUUUUUUUUUGCAACUGUAUUCUUGCUUGUAUUUGUGCCAUCCAUUUUGUACUGUUAGUGAAAAACAAAACUGGUGUUGGAGGAUUUCUUCAUAGAGUUAUUUAUUUUCUGUUCUAAGUUA
Molecule: messenger RNA, 3405 nt
Organism: Theobroma cacao (cacao)
Lineage: Eukaryota; Viridiplantae; Streptophyta; Magnoliopsida; Malvales; Malvaceae
Product: putative disease resistance protein At4g19050
Molecular function (GO): ADP binding; protein binding
Source: RefSeq, a predicted model, not a curated record